This is a messenger RNA of Octodon degus (degu), 2885 nucleotides long. RefSeq names its product beta-1,4-galactosyltransferase 6 (gene B4galt6). Bases 71 to 1201 code for a protein of 376 amino acids. The record is from RefSeq and is a predicted model, not a curated record. Gene Ontology annotation, molecular function: UDP-galactose:glucosylceramide beta-1,4-galactosyltransferase activity. Gene Ontology annotation, biological process: carbohydrate metabolic process; glycosphingolipid biosynthetic process. Lineage: Eukaryota; Metazoa; Chordata; Mammalia; Rodentia; Octodontidae. The transcript has 9 exons.
GCCCCGGGUCCGGCCUGAGAGCGCAGCCCAAGCUGCUGGCCGGGAGAGGACGCUGUCCGAGCUCCGGCGGAUGAUGCGGGUCUCCAGUCGCUCCCUGCUCGCCUUCAUCUUCUUCUUCUGCCUCUCCUCGUCUUGUCUGUACUUCAUCUAUGUGGCGCCCGGCAUCGCCAACACGUAUCUCUUUAUGGUACAAGCUCGAGGUAUAAUGCUGAGAGAAAAUGUGAAAACAAUCGGACAUAUGAUCAGACUGUACACAAAUAAAAACACAACAUUCAACGGCACAGAUUAUCCUGAAGGCAAUAAUUCGAGUGAUUAUCCUGUCCAAACAACAACUUACCUUCCAGAAAACUUCACAUAUUCACCGUACCUCCCCUGCCCAGAAAAACUGCCUUAUAUGCGGGGAUUCCUCGAUGUCAAUGUAAGUGAAGUCAGCUUUGAUGAAGUACAUCAGCUCUUCUCCAAGGAUUUAGAUAUUGAGCCAGGAGGUCACUGGAGGCCCAAAGACUGUAAACCCCGAUGGAAGGUGGCAGUUCUCAUUCCUUUCCGUAAUCGCCAUGAACAUCUUCCAAUUUUUUUCUUGCACCUGAUUCCGAUGCUCCAGAAACAGCGGCUGGAAUUUGCCUUUUAUGUCAUUGAACAGACCGGCACACAACCCUUCAACCGUGCGAUGCUCUUCAAUGUGGGCUUCAAAGAAGCCAUGAAGGACAAUGCCUGGGACUGUGUCAUCUUCCACGAUGUGGAUCAUCUCCCUGAAAAUGACCGGAACUACUAUGGCUGUGGGGAAAUGCCCCGUCACUUUGCAGCAAAGUUGGAUAAAUACAUGUAUAUUCUUCCGUAUAAAGAGUUCUUUGGUGGUGUAAGUGGACUGACGGUGGAACAGUUUAGAAAGAUCAAUGGUUUUCCUAAUGCCUUCUGGGGAUGGGGAGGAGAAGAUGAUGACCUUUGGAACAGAGUUCACUAUGCUGGCUAUAAUGUAACCAGACCUGAGGGAGAUUUAGGGAAAUACAAGUCUAUUCCUCAUCAUCAUCGAGGGGAAGUCCAGUUUUUAGGACGGUAUAAAUUACUAAGGUAUUCUAAGGAACGCCAGUACAUUGAUGGGUUGAACAAUUUACUGUACACUCCAAAACUACUGGUCGACAGGUUGUAUACAAAUGUAUCUGUAAACCUCAUGCCAGAGUUAGCUCCGAUCGAAGACUAUUGACAGCAGGAGCCUGUGGACCACGGCGCGGCCAGCAACCUGGGGUGCACACGUGGCGGAAGUCAGCGAUUGGCUGUGUCUCCAUGCGCUGACUGCGGGAAGAGCCAGCCGUCCUCUUUGUUUACAGCGUGCGACUCGAUGCAGCCACCCUCCUCUCCCUCUGCUGAGGGAUGCUCCCAUGAUGAGCGCUGCAGAAAUAAAGCUGUUGCUUAAGAUUGGAAGCUAAAAGGGAUCCCUAUGAAGAGAAAAUUUUUAUAUGAAAAUCUAUAAUUCAAGAGAAUGCUUUUAUUUCUGUUUAAACUUAUUUUGUACAUGUGAUGUAAAUUAAUGUGUUCAAAUUGUUUAAAAAUAAGAUGUGUCACAGUUUUGCAUGUAAUCAAUUAUGCCUCUAUUGGACUUUUUUAGACAUUUUUUUAAUUUGCAUGGGAAUAAAAAACCCUGUAAUUUUAUGUCAAUAAACAAAGGUUAGCCCUUGUGUGAAAUGAAGGAACUGUCAAUAAUUGACAGCAGACUAAUAUGGUAAACUGUUACACUAGUUUUCAGCUUUAGACCUUCAGCGUCUCGUGGAAGAAGCCACAACAUUCUGAGGGCUUUAAAGGGAGAAAAGAAAGGACUUCCACGCUUUUCUUCCUGCCAGGAUACCUUUUCUCCUCGCCUGCAGUCUCAUCAGAUUUUGCUAAAUAACAACCAUAUUGUUUAUGCAUAUUGCAUGAGUAUUACCGAAACCUUAAGAGUUGUGAUGUGACAUGAUCUACAGGACCUCUAUGGUAAAUACCUUCUAUGUAUCUCUGGUGUAAGUGUCAGGGAUUUUGUGCCUCUACAAUUGUUCCCAAGGUUGUGUGUUUAUACACUGUGUGUGUGCAUUUUUUUUAAUUAUAGCACUUUUAUUAUUUUCAGUUCAGAAGAGCCAAAAAUAACCUUCAUUAAAAAAUUAGUUUUUUCUUUUUUUAAAGAAUGAGCUGUGAAAACCCAGUAGUACUUAUACAAAUGAAUUAUACUAUUAGAUAAAAAAUUAAAUGUUCUAUUUUUAUGAAUGUAAAUGCUUAGUAAAAACAAAUUUAAAGUUUUAAUUCUGACUUACAGAAUUUCACUUUUGAAAGGAACCCUUUUAAUAUAAGCAGUUAAAUUCAAAUUAUAUUUUUUCCACUUUCAAGAAAUCUUUGAUGUUAUUAAAAUUUCCUCACUAAAAGUAUAAUUUGAUAAACUAUCAUAAAAUACAUUCAGUUAUUUAAAUGAACUAUUAUAAUAUAUACUUCUGAAAACAGGUACUUAUUUCCUGAUAAACAAGUAUUUUUAUCUUAAAAUUCGAUGAAAUUUUCUGAGGCAAAACCUAACAACAGUUGUAAUUUGAAAAGUAUUAAUUAGAAAGAUCCUUUAAAAUAUUUUACAGUAUUUUACAAAUUAAAACUAAAAAAGGUAAAUCUUGAACAUGACAAGUAAUAGAUUUCUAUAUAUGAGAAAUGUUUGGAUAAAAUUUGCCUAUUAUUCAAUUAAAACAAAUUGGUUAUUUAUCUCAGGUUUUAAGUUUAAUUUUCAAGUGUCAUUUUCUAUGACAGUUUUAGUAACAGAAAUGACCAUAAACCAAAAUGCAAAAUAAUUGAAAUUCUUAUAGUUUGAAAAACCUUAUAGCCUCUCUUUAUGAUGCCAAACAGAACUGUUUUUUAUUUAUUUAUUAGAAAUAUUUCCA